GCGGGGCAGGGUAUGGUAUAAUAUACACUAAGUGCGGUGCGUCAUUAUAGACAUACCUUAAGGUUGAGACACAAUGCAGACGAUAAGCUUCGUUUCAGGAUAAGACCUUGGGUGCUGAGGUGGAAUGCCAGGGAUAUUAAUAGGCUACAUAAGAUUCUAGGUGGCGAGGAUCAAAGAACCGACGACGCCUCUUACACCUGUCCCAAUGCCUGGUACACCAACAGCAGGGACGAAUCCUACUGUGGCAGCGACGCCAGUGGUGGCGACACCAGUCGUAACACCUCAGUCUGCAGCUAAGACUACGCCACAUCAGCGCAAGAGUGCCAGAACUGCCACUACCCCAGCGGCGCCACCAACGGAACCACCCACACCGGAAGCUGCCGCCCGCCUUCUAGUCGGUACGACAUCACAAGACAAAACCACCGCCUCCCCCCAAUCCCAAACCGAUCCUAAUCCCACCACCGAGCGGGUAGAGUCUCACGACAAGAUGUCGAAAGAGAAACGUAAGUUUUUCAAGGGGUCCGUCUUCAAUGCUGGCAAGAAGAAAGUAGAGACGGCAACGAAAAGGCGAACGAGGAAAUCCCAGGAACCGGUCCCAAAGAAACAAACCGUCGGCGUUGCGAAGAGAAAUGGCAAAAUAGCUUCGCCUAACACCCCCAAAGUUCAAACACGUACGACGGUAAAAAAACAACCUCCUAAAGGGGAAGAUAAGCAGGAAGAUGAUGAAAGUUCAUCAGAGGAAAACUCUUCUAGCAGUUCUUGUUCGUCUGAGUCAGACUCGGAUUCUUCCGUGGACAAUUCGGACUCGCGGACCAACAUGAGGAACAUUCGCAUCCCGCCUAUUUUCAGCGCGACUAGCGUGGAAAAGAAAGAGACAUUUGGUAGUAUUAGUGGGAUAGAAGUAGACAAAGACAAGCCGUGGGGGUUUGCCGCAGCAGCUGCCGUAGCUGGUAAGAAAGAGGAACCGGCUGAAAACCUCUUCAUCGUUGCCAUGAAGGAGGAGGGGUUGCUAAAAGAGGAUAAGACCGAAACACCGAAAGAGAAGGCUUCCAAGUUCGCCUCGGGAAUCGGACAGUUAAAAGGGUUAUUCGACGGUCUGUCUCACUUCUUCACAGCGCCUUCGGAGAGUCGCGCCAGUAGAUCUACACCCAAUUACAAUCCGAAUCGGCGCAAGUCGAAAAAGGAUGAUGCCAAAUCCGAAGAAACAAAAGAAGAAGACACUCCCGCUCCCGAAGAGACCGUUAAGCCCGCACCUGCUCCUCCUACCGUUCCCGAAGAACCUAAAUCCGUCACUACCGAAUUGAGCCCAUCUAACUUGGUGAAGACGGCAGUCAGUUCAAAACAACACGAGAAAAAGAAGCAGAUAAAGUCUGAGGCGGCUGCGACUCCCAGCGCAUGUGUCGAGAAGACGCUCCCCCUCGUGACUGAGAGCACUGCCCCCGCUAAAAAGCGGGGUACAGUUUCUUCAACCAUGCCACCUCCACCUCCGCCUGUACAACCAUUUUACAACAAUCAGAUGGGUGAAUUUAAGAUACCUACUCAACUACCGCCAGGGGUGAACCAAAAGGACGUGGAAUUAUUCAAGGAAGCCAGGGAGAAGGCGGCCGCUGCAACUGCAGCCUUAACUCAUGUUCCUGUUCCGGAACACGUUCCUGUUUCUCCUUCCCAGUUAAUGGCUGUUCAAGGUCGCUGUCCGGCAGCAAUUGAGUUUGGAAAGUACGAGAUUGACACUUGGUACUCCAGCCCUUUUCCUCAGGAAUACGCACGACUACCGAAGCUAUUCCUCUGCGAGUUCUGCCUGAAAUAUACGAAGAGUAAAGCUGUACUGGAGCGGCACCAAGAUAAGUGCACUUGGAGGCAUCCACCUGCUACAGAAAUAUAUCGCUGCAAGGACCUUUCUGUCUUUGAAGUCGAUGGUAACGUGAACAAGAUCUACUGCCAGAAUCUUUGCUUGCUGGCCAAGUUGUUUCUGGAUCACAAGACCCUCUACUAUGACGUGGAACCGUUCCUGUUCUACGUGCUGACCAAGAAUGACAAGAAAGGGUGCCAUCUUGUAGGGUAUUUUUCCAAAGAGAAGCAUUGCGUGCAAAAGUACAACGUAUCGUGUAUCAUGACGAUGCCUCAGUACCAGCGGCAAGGUUACGGCAGGUUCCUCAUUGAAUUCAGUUAUUUACUUUCCAAAGAAGAAGGCCAGCCUGGAACUCCAGAGAAGCCUCUUUCAGAUCUAGGCAGGGUAUCGUAUUAUGCGUACUGGAAGUCCAUCGUUUUAGAAUAUUUGCACAGCCACAGAGAGGAAAAGUUGAAGUUGACAGACGUUAGCAAGGAAACUGGCAUGUACUGUCAUGACAUAGCCUUGGCUUUGCAGCUGUUAGGAUUCAUAAAAUACAUUCAGACAGAUGAUGGGCUGAAACCCGUGAUCUCUGUUAACUGGUCAAAGGUAGAUGCGCACAUGGAGCGAGUAUGGAAAUCGAAGACUCGAAUUCCCAUUGACUACGAGUGUCUGAGGUGGACCCCGCUGGUAACGGCCGCCGCCGGACCUCUGUGGGCUGAACGAAAGUCUGACGAGGACAAGGAACAAGUAAAAAUCGAGACUGCGGAUAUCGUGGUACCCGUUCCAGAGAAGAUCAUUAUCGAGACCCAGCAAGGGGUAAAGUUGAAGAGAGGCAAGAAACGAAGGGUGAUUUCGACGGCUCCGCCGAGAACGCCGAAGAUGCCGAAAGUUGCGCCAAGGACGCCCAAAGCAGAGCCGAGGACGCCGAAAGGCGGGGCUAAUCACACUUCUGAUACGGAAAUGACAACGCCAAAAAUGGAAGCGAAGACGCAGAAGAUGGAGACGAAAUCUUUGAAGGGGGAACAAAAAACUCCUAAACAAGAAUUAAAAACUCCUGUAGUUGUUCCUGUAGAUAGCUCAGAAAACGCUGAGGAAGUAGAAAUUACUUCAUCUGGUAGAAAACGUACCAGGCCAAGCAAGUUCAACGAAACGACCUUUGGAGACACCAAAUCAAAGACAACCCCCGAGUGUACCACUAAAAGGAAAAGAAACGAACUAAAGGAACCGGAAGUUGAUAGGAAGAAAGCCAAGGUUGAACGGUCAGAAUCGGAAACAGCGAAUAAUGAUGCGGACAUGGUUGAUUCCAAACCAUCCGGUGCAAAUGGGAAUAUGAUUGAAUUGGCACAUUCACCUACACGCAGACCUCUCAGAAGAGUUGUAGUUAAAGCUCAGGAAACAACAAAGAAAGAGUCUGACAAGGCAGCCGCUCCAAAGAAGGAAUCUGUUGCUAAGGUACCGGAUGUACCGAAAAAAGAAGAGGAAAAGGUGACAGCAGAGAAAACAGUAGGUGUUCCAAAAAGGGUGAUGGAAAGGCGAUCUGUCGCCAGCAAAACUGUAGAAACACCUACAAAAGAAACACAGGUUUGUGAAGAUGCUACUCCCAAAUCCUCAACACGGCCAAAGAGAGGCUCUGCAACCAAAGCAAAAGUCAUAGGUGAAAGGUGGUCACAAAGGAGGGUAAAGAAACAGCAGGAACUGGAAGAGAAAGAAAGAGAAAAGGAAAAGGCAAAGGAGAAAGAGCAAGAAAAAGAGGUUGAAAAAGCGGUUGAAGUUGAAGCUCCUGAAACACCUGUUAAAGAGAUCAAUACCACAAAGGAAGAAACUCCUGUUAAAGUUGGCGUCACAAAAGAUAUCUUAGUGAAAGAUUUAACUAGUGUAAAUACCUCGAAUCAGGUUAAAAAACCUGGCAAACGUAUGAGAAAGAAACGGGGUUGGGUGAAGGGAAAACCCAAACAGUCCAUAGACAAGAAGACUCAGCUAACAUUGCCUGAACUAAUAAAGGCCAAGUUAGAAAAGGACAGUGAGAGUGAGUCUUUAAUUUCAGAAAAAUCAGACGAAGAUAGCGCACCUAGAAGCGAAGUGACGACUGCCACACUAAGUCCCGAAAGACGAGACAGAGUAAAAGGUAGAAAAGAAGACAAGCAUAAGAGGGCAGCUCGGAUAUCUACUGAAGAGGAUUCUAGCGCAGAAGCGGACGAUGAAAUGGAGAACGAUGAACUACCGGCGCGAAAAGACACCACGCCGACUAAGUAUAAGCUUACCAAGACAUCACCUAGGGACAAAGACUUGUCUAGGACACCUCCAAAGAUUAAGGAUAAGAGUGAGACGAACUCUGUUUCGCCUAGGCUUGAAAAACAUGAAUCACCCUUAUAUUCUACUACUUCCGAAUCCGAAUUGGAAAUAGAUGGUCAGAAAAUCAAGACUAUUUCUCAGAAGGAGGUAUUCCAGAGUAAUUUGAUGCCUCACAUUAAGCAUUCUGAACCAAGUCCGUUUAAGCUUGGUUCCACGGAAAGCAAGAAUGUUGGUAAUGACCAUGUGCAAUCUACGGAGCCUGUACACAGUGAGAAUAGACCUAUGGAAGUGGAAGAGAAUUCUGUCGAAUCUGGUAGAAAGUCGACAGACAUGGAGAUUGAGAAAUGUGAUCAUCAAGAGAAUAUCAUAACCCACAAGGAAGGCCCUGAGAUAGAACCGCAAGAGAAAUUGGCGAAAACUGAGGAACAGAUCCCAUUAGAGUUGUCAAAAGGUGCUGUGGUAAAUUCUGAGAAGAAAGAGGAGCAGCAUAUUCUGCCUGAGGCUUGUGAAGAUAAAACCACUCCGGAUCAUAGUAAAGCCGAAAAUCCGGAGAAAAAAAUAACAGACAGUGCAUCUCCUGCUCAAUCCAUAGUACAAGCAAGCGAAAAUCAAGAAGUGCAGGUCAUACAGCAUCAUUGUGUGCAGGAAAACGCGCCUCAGCCUGAAAUUAGGAGUAAGGAUAAUACAGUGAUACAUCAUGGCCAAGAUAAACCUGUCCAAGAAGAAAAACCUCCUGUAUCUAGUCAAAUCAAUGAUUCGGAAAUAUCCGUUAUACAAAACCACACUGUCGGAGAAAAUUGUGAAAAAACGCAGGAGCCUCAACAAAGCAUCGAGAAGUCAGUGGUAGUUGAAAAGCCUUCUAAUGAAAAAAUUGUACCUCAAAUUGUUAGCGAGAAACCGGUUGAAGACAAGCAGGUUGGGAAUGAUAAACCAAUUAUCCAAGGUCAAGUUAGUGAGAAACCUCCCACAUGUGAAAGGGUUCCAAGCGAAACUAACGAGAAGAUUGACAUAUCCUGUAAGAAUUACGAAAGACCCCCCGUCGAACCUGUCAGUUACGCCCAGACACCAGAUACAAAGCAGUCAGCAGUUCCACCACCACAGCAGCAACAACAACCCGUGAUCUUAAACCAGCCAGGUGACAGUAGAAGUUAUGAUCAGAAAUCAUCGGUGUGUAAGAGCAUCACGCAAGAGAGCAGACCUGUUGAAAAGUCUCCCAUGAAGGAGUACAAGACCUCAUCGGGAGAGUAUAAACCCUGUGAUAUGAGAGACUUCCGAGCAAAGGACGAUGGAAAAAGUUCUGCUCGGACCGAGAGUAGGGUGAAGCAGGAGAAAUAUGAUGAUAAGAGGUACCACCAGAAAGCUCCAUCUAUGGAAGACAAACCACAUCCACCUCCAGCGAUAUCUUACGACGCUCAACCGCCACCCCCACCAAAAAUGCACAUGGACAGCGAGAGUUUACUGGCUAACGCGAUGGCGACCCAGAAUUACCAUCAUAUGACCCAGGCUGCGCAGUAUCAGUGGCAGUGGGAACGGUUAGCGUGGAGCAAGGGCAUAUAUUAUGACACCGCCAAAAGGGAGUACUCGGCUGGAUACCCGAUGCUGCCACAGUUUACGCCUUUGGAGAUGCUGCCCAAACAAACUAGCUGCGAAAAGGAAAAAGCACCUUCAAAGUCACACAGACAUUCCCAAGGUAGUAGCAGUAGUAGUAAUAAAUCGUCAACAAAAGACAGUAGUAGCAGGGGAAGCGAAAACAAAGAUAAAAAUCCAUCGCCCAGAAAAGAAGAUAGAAGUAGACCAAAGAGCGAAGAUUCAGCCAAAAGUUCCAGCAUUGGUGAUGCUAUGAGAACAACUUCCUGUUCAUAUAAUAAUCCGCAUACGACAAUUAAAACGACCAAUGCAUCAUCAAAUACGACCCCCGAAAAACCGGAGUCCAAAGUGAAACCUAAUCACGAGGAACAUCAUCAAGUAAUGGAAGAUUCGGCUGCACAGCAGAUUCACCAAUCAUCCAUAAAACAUACACCACCGACUCCAUCUGCUCCAGACAUUCCUUCUAUGGGAGUUUACACACCAGAUUCUACUACGAAUUCUGUCCACAGCUUGCAUUACGGCCAAUGUGAGUUAGACGUUGCUCAACUAGGCUUGGAGUCCCCGGCGUCGAUAUCGAGCGACAUGGCAUCCCAGAACUCCGUGGAGCCGACGCGGCCACCUUCCACAGUACAACAGCAGCAACAACAGUACGAGUGUUCUAUGCAACAGAUUCAUCAACAACAGCAGCAACAACAGAACAUGCAGACGGUGUCUGCGCCAGUGUCCAGUCCUCAAAUGGCCCAACAACAACAGCAGAUGGGACAGCAGCAGCAGCAGCAGCAACAACAGCAGAUGUCUGGGAGUAACAGUAGAAGUAAGACGCAGCAGAGGAAUAGGUCCAAUACGCCUUCUGGACAGUCGCAGUCCAAACAGCAGGCAAUGAAUAGAGCGACACCCCCAAGUGUUACAAAUCAAGUGAAUCAGUCUAAUCGUCAACGAGCCACCCCUCCAAGCAGUGGUCAACAAUUGCAGCACAUGCAGGUCAGUCCUACGGGUGGUAUGCAACAGCAACAUCUCAGCAGCAGUCAGCAAUCUCAGCCACACUUGCACCAUCAGGUCGUACACCAGGGGUACCAAUACCAGUUGGGCACUUCACCGGUUCAUCAGCACGGUCACCAUCCUCACCACCAUUCCGUGAUCAGCCAGGGCAACUAUAUUCCCGUGGCGACGGCGGUGAGCACGCAGGCUUUUCAUACUCAACCACCCCCUACCAGUACGUAUGUGAACGUACCAAUGACAACUGUCAUCCAGCAUCGAAUGAGCGCUCAUCAGGGGGCGGUAGCAGCGGCCGCUAAGCUGUCCGCCUCAUCGCCUAGUUGCGCUGUGACUUCAGGGGCUAGUUUCUAUAUUCAGGCUAACCCCCAUCACGCUCACUCGCAUACGCCUGGGCCUGCAUCCACGCCUACUCCCCCGCAACAGUCAAACCAAGGCGGCCAACAAUCGGGUACCCCCGGCAAUGCAGCCGCCAGCUGCAGCCUAGCCAAGCUACAGCAACUAACCAACGGCCUGGACAUUCCUAACGCGUGCAAUACUAUGACCCCACCACCACCUCCAUCAGCUAUGACGCUGACUCCGCCUCCUCACCAACCGCAUGCAAACAUGACUCCCCCACCCCCUUCCCAUCAGAUGAUCCAGAAUCAAUCGGCGGCUGCAGCCGCCGCGGCCGCUGCUGCCGUGCGAAAUCUGACUCCGCCUUCCGGCACGCCGGGAAUUCCCUCGAAUCUGCAGCAACAGGUGCUCGGCUACUCGAAGUACUAUCAGACGAAUAUGAACGUUAAUCAGCUUAGUGGGACUGUCACACCGCCUAUCGGGCAGAAUUUGGUGAGGUCUGGCCGCAACAGCAGCAAUGUGAGCGCUAUGCAACAUAUGCAGCCAUCUUCAAGCCGUGUUAGCCCGAACGUGGCUCUGAACCAUCCGAACGUUAUGUACAAUAUGAACAUGAACAGCUACCGCAUGGCGGCGUCGCAACAGGCGCCAUCUGCCGCCGUCACGGGGUACAUCACGAACACGGCGGCAGGGUUUACUAACAAUCCCAUGCAGAUGAUGAAUAUGGCGCAGACGCAGUAUUUGCAGGAUCCGGCCGCAUUGCAACGCGCCCAGCAGAAUCCUAUGUAUUAUAUCAACGGCAUCAUGCCGCCGUUGAAUGGAUCUAUGAGACGAUAGAUGACCUUAAGCAGUGUGAUCAGUUAUCAUGAUCUCUAUCAUAUAACGAAACAACAAUGGGAAAACCCAGAAAUUGAUCAGAAAAGCUUGCAAUUUAUGAAUCGUUAUAUUUUAUUCUUAUAAAGGCAGAUCUGACUCGUUACAUAAAGUUUGACUGUGUCUACUUAUAAUGCAAAAAUUUGAAUGAAUAGUUCCAUGUGCAGUUUAUGUUCAGCAACUACAAACUUGAUUCACAUUUUUGUUUCAGCUAUUUGUCAAUAAUGCAGGUGCACUGUUUUGUCAUACCAAGGUGUAACUUACGAGUCGCGUAAGACACAUAGUUAUUUGUUCGGCAUUUUAUCAAGGAUGUUGUUUGAUGUAAUUUGAAAGUUGGUUUCUGUGUAAAUGCCAAAUUGUGAAUUUGCGUCAGUGCGUCACUAUUACCACUGUCUUCAAAUAAUAUAGGCGAAACUGCAUAUGAAAUUUGCCCCCAAAGGUAUUCAAAUCUGGAUCAAUAAAAAUUAAGGUGUAUUGGGUCAAAUCACCUUAGCCAAAUUUUCAGAUCGGUAAGUCACCCCUAGAGGUCCCUAUCCUCAAAAACGUGUUUUUUAGAAAAUAAUUAGAAACGUAGGAUAUACAAUGUCCAACUUGAAAACGCGCAAAACAUCUUGACUCGAGAAUCUCAAAAAUGAGAAAACCCGCAUUUUCACUUAUUUUUGUCGAUUUUCCCUGGUUUCUCCUAUUUUCGCAAUUUUCAAACCAAGAUUUUGACUGUAGAAUCUGAAGGCAUGGACAAAAAUAUAUUUGCUGGGUUUUAACUAAGUAAGUACCGAUAUACAGUCGAUUUUUCAGUUUGCGAAAUUCUCAUUACCUCAUCGAAAUUUAAAAACAAUUUCAAUUCUUUUUUCUAGAAUGUAUAGGUUUCACAAAUCUAUAAAAAAUCGCUGUUAUUUAGGACAUAAUGUGUAGCAUCAGUUUUAUUUUCAAAUAUUUUUGAACAAAAUUGCGCCCGAAAAAAUAGUUUUCGAGAAAACACGUUUUUGAGAUUAGGGGGCCCUAGCGGUGACUCACCAGUCUGAAAAUUUGCCUAUGAUGAUUUGACCCUAUAUGCCUUAAUUUGGAUCGAUCCAGAUUUGGAUAACUUUGGGGGCAAUUUUCGCUGAUAGGCUCUGCAAAUGUUGCAUUUGCAUCGUUUCACAUCUGUCUCUGUCCUUGACAUGCCAAAUAGGUUAUAGUAUUAUCUAAUUAUGCCUUAAAAUAUAGAGACAUUGCUCGUCAAAAAUGUUAUAUAUUUUCUAAAUUAUGUACCUAAUAAUAAAUCAUAGAAAUGAUCGAUAAUGGCUACUGAAUACUGUCUUAUAUCUUGGUAAUAUCCUGAAUCCUGUCUUUACUCUGUAAUCAAGGAUGUAAAUUCUAGGAUAUUUAGUGAAUAUGUAUGUUGACAGUGUUGAUAGUCUCGACUUUUGACGGUCAGUGUGGUGUACUUAGUUAUAAGAAUAGGGCUGUGUCGGCUUUUAGGGUCUGUAUAAAGUUUGUAAGAUAUAUAAUAUUAAUCUGUUUAUAUAAUUAUAGCUAGUAUUCUAAACAUCCAAAACUGUGGAACCUUUUUACUCACCCACAUAAAAAUGCAUAUAGAUGCAAUCGAAACAGAAAAAAUAUGUAUUUAUGAACAUGUAAAAAUAAUGGUGUAAAAUAUGUGAAUAAAAAAGGGACAUGGUCAUAUAUAUUUAUAGUUAAAACAGUUUUAACAUAUUAUCUUGUUGUUUUUAAUCCGGUUUUGUUUAUUCAUAUUGUCUUUGCAAUAGGUAAAGAAGUUAAUCAAAAAAUAGCUUCAAGUGUUUGACAUUUUGCCACUGUUUUGAGUUUUGACUUAUUGUACAGCACUGUGAUUAGAUUUGUUAGCGAAGAGUUUUGUUUUUACAAAGUACUAUUGUAAAUUAUAAUUUUUUUGUAACGUAC
Molecule: messenger RNA, 9811 nt
Organism: Acanthoscelides obtectus
Lineage: Eukaryota; Metazoa; Arthropoda; Insecta; Coleoptera; Chrysomelidae
Source: the annotation of a GenBank genome assembly